This is a messenger RNA of Botrytis fragariae, 387 nucleotides long. RefSeq lists its product as uncharacterized. The coding region runs from base 1 to 387 and encodes 128 amino acids. The transcript has 3 exons. NCBI's taxonomy places the organism in Eukaryota, Fungi, Ascomycota, Leotiomycetes, Helotiales, Sclerotiniaceae. The record is from RefSeq and is a predicted model, not a curated record.
AUGCGAUUUGCUCGUGAUUCUGACAUAUCCCCUUCUCUCCGCCGAGAUGCUACGUCUCAUUACACUCUCAUCAUUACCACUCAAACUGCUAUCACAAGCUCCGGGGUUUUACAAUUCAGCGAGAUCUACACCUCCGAAAUUUCGGUCACUGUGAGAUGUGCAACAGAAUCUCCAUUUCCGGAGACUUUAUCCGCCGAACUCCAUCAUUUACGCAUGAAUAACCCAUCCGAAGUACCGAUUGCACUCGGCAUAGGCUAUAACCUCCGCAUACCCCACUAUCUAGCUUUAUCAUUGGUAGGCCCGGACAUUUCUUUUCCCUCCGGAAGACUUGGCACAUUCGUGGAUUUCCCAUGUAACACCAGCGGAGUCGGCGAUAUCCUCCGUUGA